CUCAGCUAUCGUCAUCUCAGUUGUCCAGUCGCAUUCGUGGUGCGCGUUUCGUUGCAGUUUAAUUUUGAUAUUGUGAAAGGAGAGAAAUGAAAGUGUUUUGGCUUUGUUUCUUCUUCGCUUUAGCGAGUCAUGACGCUAUAAUUGCCUUAUCGACGAAUUGUCAGCUACGGGAAACAAAACACGGCAGCGUUUGUGUUUGCAACAGUAGCCAUUGCGAUUACUUGGAGCAGCCUUUAUUGAAAGAUAACUCUCAGAUUGUGGUGAUUAGCUCUAGCAAGAACGGAUUGCGAUUCAAGAGAACCGAUGGCAGUUUUCUGGAGAAAACCAUGUUGGAAGUGCAGGAUCGUCAGUCGAUUGAUGAAAACUUCAUAGCUGAUUCCAUUGUGGUCGAACAAAACCGAGCCUGGCUGCAGUUUGCAAAUAUUCCACAAAAGUUCGUUUUGAAUGCCAACAUAAAGACCGUGGAGCUAACAGUUAAUCGUGAUAAGCGCUAUCAGGAUAUAACAAACUUUGGAGGUGCGCUUACGGGCAGCGUUUCACAUAUUCUGCAACAAUUACCAGCUGAAUUACAGAAUCAUAUCUAUAAAUCCUAUUUUCACUCCGAGGGCAUUGCCUACAAUUCGAUACGCAUGUCGAUUGGCGGCUCUGACUUUGACCUCCAACCUUGGGCCUACAAUGAGGAGCCGCGCAACGACCCGUUAUUGAGCAACUUUACAACACUGGAUGCACGGGAUCUACAGAAAAUUAAACAAUUGCAAAGGUUAAAGAGCGUGUGCGAACUGAAUGAACUGAAAAUCAUGGCCGCUGCUUGGAGUGCUCCCACUUGGAUGAAGAGCAACGAUCGCUGGACGGGAUUUGGCCAACUAAAGCCAGAAUACUACCAAUCUUGGGCAAAAUAUCACUUGAGAUUCCUCGAGCUAAUGCAGUCUAAAAAUAUGCCAGUCUGGGCCAUAUCCACUGGCAAUGAGCCGUUAAACGGCGUCAUCGGUUUCUUUUUCGUGCACUUUAUGAGCAUGGGCUGGACGCCCUGGCAGCAGGCCAUUUGGCUAAACGAUUAUCUUGGGCCAACUAUCAGGAACUCCACACAAAGUCAAGUGCUCAUCUUUGGCAACGAUGACCAGAGAUAUACGUAUCCCUCCUGGUUUCGUAAGAUGCGAUCGUCUCGACCCAAUGCUUUGAAUUAUCUCGAUGGCCUGGCUGUGCAUUGGUAUUGGGAUGAAAUCUUUGGGCCGCAUCUUAUCGAUGAGGCUCAUGCGGAAAUGCCAAAUAAAAUGAUUUUAAACACAGAGUCUUGCAUCGGUGAUAAACCAUGGCAGACCCAUGGCCCUGAGCUGGGCAGCUGGGGACGUGGCGAGAGUUAUAUGCGUGCCUAUAUGCAGGAUCUACAGCAUAAUGUCAAUGGCUGGCUGGACUGGAAUCUGGUGCUCGACGAGCAGGGCGGACCCAACUAUGUGCACAAUUACGUGGAUUCACCGGUGAUUGUGAACACGACAAGUCGCUCCGAGUUCUACAAACAACCCAUAUAUUAUGCCAUCGGGCAUUUUAGCAAGUUUUUGCCGGAGAAAUCAGUGCGCAUUGAAACAAGAACCAAUGAAACAGAUUCAUUGGCACAGCUAAGUGUUGUAGGAUUUCAGAGACCAGAUGACAGUGUGGCAUUGAUCCUGUACAAUGGCGAGAACUUGCCUUUAGAUUUGGCUCUAAGUGACAGUCAACGUGGUGGAUUCAAACUCCGAUUGCCAGCGCGAUCCUGGCACUCUGUUAUCUACAAAUAAACUGGAUAAGAUGCCCGGCUUAAACUUAGCUUAGAACUAUAUUAUCUAAAAAUAAGCAAGGGUCCAGCUGCUGCCCUAAGGACUAAUAAGGAUAGAAAGAAAAUGUUUGCCACUUUGCCACAGAUAAAUAAAACGGAAGCCAAAUAAAUGGUCCCCAUCCCCGUACAGGAUGCGGAUAUCUCAUAGAAUAGUCCAGACUCUGGAGAUUUGAUCAUGCGCAACGACUAUAUGAGACAACGGAAAUUUGUUUAAGCUGCUCAAUUUGCCGUAACACGUCUGUUUACAAUGAAAUUUCAUUUGGCGUUUAGUGUCUACCCCGACUCUCCAUCUACACUCAUCUUUGGGAAAGGGAAUGGAAAGGGAAUUGGUACAGUAGUGGGCACGGCAAGUAUAAACGGAAUUUUGGAUCAAGUUGAGUGACAACUGGCAGUCGAGCGGCGAUAGCAACCAAACCGAAAACAUUUUUCGUUCAAAUAAUAUUCUUAGUUUUUCUCAAGUUUUCGUCAUUGUAUACCCGGUACCCGUAGAGUACAAGUGUAUAUUGUGUUGACUGCAUUUUAUGAACAAGAAGAAGAUGAUGGGACAGAAACACAA
This is a messenger RNA of Drosophila innubila, 2366 nucleotides long. Its product is annotated as lysosomal acid glucosylceramidase. The record is from RefSeq and is a predicted model, not a curated record. The transcript has 9 exons. Lineage: Eukaryota; Metazoa; Arthropoda; Insecta; Diptera; Drosophilidae. Gene Ontology annotation, biological process: glucosylceramide catabolic process. Gene Ontology annotation, molecular function: glucosylceramidase activity. Bases 87 to 1772 code for a protein of 561 amino acids.